GUUGUUAGGAUUAAUAUUUGUAUCUAGCUAUAGUUGUAGCGUAUAGCCUGUUUACGCAGUGUCCAUUUGUUUCUAUAUCUAUAUGUACCUACCUACAUACGUAUGCAUGUAUAGCGCAUCGCGCGGACCAAUAAACGUUAGUUAGCAACCGACCGUGUGCGUGUAUCAUUCUCUGAGUCCUAACCUCAAACCUAACAGUGACGACGAUGGCUAAAAUUUCGGUGGGCGUGUUGAGCAUAUUUAACCAUGAAACACACGACUGGAUAAUCUAUAAAGAUCGGUUGGAGCAGUGGUUCGUCGCAAAUGACAUUGCAGGAGAAACAGCGGAGGACAAAUCAGCAAGCGCUAAACGGCGUGCCAUACUCCUCAGCAGCUUAGCCGAAUGCACUUAUAAGUUAUUAAGAGACCUUGCUUUGCCAAAAGAACUCGGGAACUUAAACUACGCCGAUGUUGUGCUUUUGUUGGAUGGUCACUUCAAACCUAAAAUAUGUGGAUUUGCUGAGCGGAAUAGCUUCUACAGCGCCGUGCAGUCCGCUAAUGAAACCUUUUCGGAUUGGGCGGCCAGAGUACGAGGUUUGGCACUACAUUGUGGUUUCUCUGCAUCAACGCUCGACGACACCCUUCGCGACCGAUUUGUUUUAGGUAUGGUUCAGGGACCAGAACGCGAUAAGCUCUUCACUGAGGCGAUGUCUAGCCUCACAUUUUCCAGCGCUUUGCAAACGGCGGAAAAUGUUCGAAGCGCUCGAAAAGGCGCACGUGCCGGCGCAACCGGGGCCUCGGGCUCCAGCGCUGCCGACAACGAGCUUGGCGUACACAAGAUGGCGGCCAGCAGGGCGCCCGCCUCAGCAGGCGCGCGACCCACCGGUUCUACUGGCGCUUCCUGCACAAUCUGCGGCUACCGUGGACAUUCGGCAUCAGAUUGCAGAUUUGCUAACUCAAUUUGCGAUAAGUGUGGUUCUAAAGGACAUCUUAAGCGCGUGUGUCGUAAAAAGUUUCCAAACAAAAAAAUUAAUUUCGUCGAAUGCUGUUUGGAUAGUGGUGAUGAAGAAGGACUUGCAGACUAAAUAUUACGAUGGUAAAAGGAAUGUACAAUUUUGUAACGGAGAAACAGUGUUAGUUAAAGUUUAUAAAAACCAAAAAUCGUACUGGACGAUGGGAAUAAUAAUCAAACAAAUAGGUAAAACUAUAU
Cydia pomonella (codling moth) is the source of this 1189-nucleotide messenger RNA. RefSeq lists its product as uncharacterized. NCBI's taxonomy places the organism in Eukaryota, Metazoa, Arthropoda, Insecta, Lepidoptera, Tortricidae. The record is from RefSeq and is a predicted model, not a curated record. The transcript is spliced from 2 exons. Gene Ontology annotation, molecular function: zinc ion binding; nucleic acid binding. The coding region runs from base 207 to 1064 and encodes 285 amino acids.